Marasmius oreades (fairy-ring Marasmius) is the source of this 1692-nucleotide messenger RNA. It is a transcript of the gene MCA1, whose product is annotated as Ca(2+)-dependent cysteine protease. The coding region runs from base 118 to 1476 and encodes 452 amino acids. Lineage: Eukaryota; Fungi; Basidiomycota; Agaricomycetes; Agaricales; Marasmiaceae. Gene Ontology annotation, molecular function: cysteine-type endopeptidase activity. The record is from RefSeq and is a predicted model, not a curated record. The transcript is spliced from 25 exons. Gene Ontology annotation, biological process: proteolysis.
UCCGGCAGCUGCCAACUAUCACAGUCACUGCCUUGAAAUCCUCAUCUCAUAAAGGCUGCGCACGUAUUAACGAGCUCGUUUCCUUUCUCUUCCAUCUCGAAAAUCAGUCGAACGACAAUGUGGAAUAAUAACUCAGGACCUCCCCCUUUCCCAACUGCUCAAAGAGGGUACCAACCUGGCUACGCUCCAUCUUACGGUCCACCAGCCGGCCAUCCAUCUCCACCACAUGGUUAUGGACCUCCUCCUGGACCUCCUCCUUCCUCGGGCUACCCAGGAAGCGGGCACUACGGACCGCCCCCAGGACCUCCACCACCUGGCUACGGUGCACCUUUAGGUCCACCCCCUGGCCCCCCUCCAAUCCAAAGGAACUCUUACCCCGGGCAACAAUACCACCAGACUCACCACCAGACUCACGGUGGUGGAGGUGGAGGUGGAGGAUAUCCCGGACAGAACUACGCGCAACAGUUCCACCCGCAUGGUCCUCCGCCUAGACCCCCUACCCAGCAGCAACACUACGGACCCCACUUCCAAGGCCCAAACCACGAAGAUCACCAACCUUACUUCCAGUACUCUCAGUGUAACGGAAAGAAAAAAGCUCUCUGCAUCGGUAUCAAUUACAUCGGUCGUUCGGGAGAGUUGAGUGGUUGUAUCAACGACGCGCAGAACAUGUCUCGUUUCCUUUGCACUCAUUUCGGAUACAAGAAAGAAGAUAUUGUCAUGCUCACCGAUGAUGCACCCAAUCCCCGCCAACGACCUACCGGACAGAAUAUCAUCCAAGCAAUGCAAUGGCUGGUCAGGGGAGCCGCUCCCAAUGAUUCUCUAUUCUUCCAUUAUUCUGGCCAUGGUGGUCAAACAAAGGACCUGGACGGCGAUGAAGAGGACGGUUCUGAUGAAGUCAUCUAUCCUCUCGACCAUGAAGCGAACGGCCACAUUGUCGAUGAUAUAAUUCAUGAUAUUCUGGUGAAACCUCUUCCGCCAGGGUGUAGGUUGACGGCCAUUUUUGACUCUUGUCACUCUGGAUCUGCUAUGGAUCUUCCAUACAUUUACUCGACCGAAGGUAAAAUCAAGGAGCCCAAUCUGGCUGCCGAAGCUGGUCAAGGUUUACUCUCGGCUGUGACAUCUUACGCUCGCGGUGAUAUGAGUGGUGUGAUGACAUCAGCUAUGGGUCUCCUCAAGUCCGCCACCGGCCAAAACCAGAAGGCCCAGAAGAAGGCUCGCGAGACGAAGACGAGUCCUGCCGACUGUAUCUCCUUGAGUGGGUGUAAAGACUCUCAAACGAGUGCUGACACUGUUGAGGCUGGCAGUGCUACUGGUGCGAUGAGUUAUGCUUUCAUCACAACUCUUUCUACCAAUCCCCAGCAAAGCUACAUGGAACUCCUGAACAACAUCAGGGAUAUCCUUCGAAGCAAGUACAGCCAGAAACCUCAGUUGUCGUCUUCGCACCCAAUCGAUACGAGCAUCAUGUUUAUCUGCUAAGUAAAUCGCAGAUGGUCGGUAUGCUGUAUUAUGGUAAAACGCUUGUAACAGGAUUCGGAAUAAAUGACUGCACUUUCACUGAUUCACUGCACUUCCCUCAAAGCGGUCGCGCAACGCAACAAUGGCGUAACGAGAAUAGCUGGGAGGUAGUCAUGUUUGUAGUUUCGUCUUCGAUGGCGCGUUUUGUGGAGUUGUGAUACAAGAAAAUCGUCGGCC